This is a messenger RNA of Podarcis muralis (Common wall lizard), 2215 nucleotides long. NCBI's taxonomy places the organism in Eukaryota, Metazoa, Chordata, Lepidosauria, Squamata, Lacertidae. The record is from RefSeq and is a predicted model, not a curated record.
UACUUGCUAACCCCAGAUUUCUCUUGAAGGGCUUGGCAGAGGAUUUCCUGCUUGAAGAAAUGACUGGAAAUGACAGUUGAAAACGCUUAUUGACAUCGGCAGCCUCUCUCCCGCAUUGCUACUUUCAGAGAGAAGAAUCCAAGGAGUGUAAUGCAAACAGGGUGAACCAACUCCGUUCCGCUUGCCACUCACUCUGUGAACCACGUCCAAGACCUGCUUCAUCGCCAGACAAAAAUGGCAAUGAAUGUCACUCACAGAAGCCUUCCUGUCCUUCUCACCUUCGUCCUACUGAUCUCUUCUUCCUUUGGCACUUCAGGUGAAGCAUCGAUCAAUGCAUCCCAGCAUGUGAAGGGAGUCGUGGGAGGACAGGUCUCCUUUCCUGUAAAGGUUCCCCGGGGAAAACCAGUGGAGAAAAUCGAAUGGGACGUCAUUAGCCCUGUAAGCGGAGCGCCCUACCGCCUUUGUGAAUUCAGAGACUGGAAGCUGAAGAAGUCAAAUUUCAGCACGUGGAUAGAAACAUGGAUGAACCGACAAGGUCAUAGGUUAUCUGGGGAAAAUGAUUUUGUGAGUAAUGUAAUGUCGGGGUACAUAUUUGGACGUCGGCUGCUGAUGGCUGACAGGGCCACUCUUACAAUCAGGGAGAUGGAGAGGCAGGAUGCUGUAAUCUAUAAAGCUCGUGUCUGGUUUGAUGCAGAACAGUUUGAAGACCACUUUUUUAAUGUGACUCUUUACGAUCCAGCACCACAACCAAGGAUCAACUAUUAUGAUUUGACCAAGACUCCAAAGGGAUGUGAUGUGACCCUGAAGUGCCAGACAAAUGUAGCAGGAACGUACAAUAUCUCCUGGGAAAACGUGAGAGCUUUAGAUAGUUUCUCAUUUUCUGACAAUGGCAGGAAUCUCCAUGUCUCCUGGAGAAAAGACUCUUCCCAUUCCUUCAUCACCUGCCUGCUCCGCAAUCCGGCAGAUGAAAAGAAAGCUUGGUUUGACUUGCGCAGAAUCUGCCAGGAUUAUGAACGUCAUGAAGUUAAAAGUCAUGAAGGCAGCAUUUUUCCAGGCAGCAUUCAACAGAAUAUCCAAUGGGGUAUCAUACUGGGUGUUCUUGUACCCCUUAUAUGUAUUUUGGUGGUGAUCUGCAGGUGUUAUGAGGCGGGGAAAUCCAAUCAGAGGAACACAGAUAUUCCCUCUGUGGCACAAGAGGAGAUGGCGUACCGUCCGCCACCCGAGAACCCAAUGAUGAACCGCCUUUUGAUGGUUUCUGCACCCGACAGUACAGCAAUUAGCCCCCCUACCUAUGAUGAGGUCCAGGCUGACCGGAAUGGAGGAGAAGGUACAUUGUGCUCAGAACCGCCAGCCUAUGAUUCCAUUUCUGAUUGCACCGCGUCUGCCCCAGAUGCCUGUGACUGCAGCUGUGACUGCAGCUAGCUAUCCUGGAUUCAGAGCUGAGGACCCGACUGAAGAAACCGAGUGACUGCCGGACAAGCUGGGGGAGAUGGCUAACACCGCCACCCUGUUGGAGAACAUUGUCUGAAAAAGCUCAUGGGCCAAGGUGAAACUCAAGUAGAGGAACUUUUCUCUGAUUUCUCUGAUCCUGUGGCUGCAGUGGAAAAGCUACUGGGAACAUCAUUUGGCUUUGCUCAUCUCCCCCUCCUGGGACCCUUAUAAAGAGGAAAUGCUGCCUGAGUCUUUGCUUUUAGCAACCGAUCUUCAGAAACAUUGCUGUCUCCCGCUGUGGAGGCUGAACUAUGCUCUGGGGUUCUAUUUCAUAUCUACAUAAAGCCAUUGUUAGGGAUUUCAGGGCAAAAGGUGCCUUUUACCUACUGCAGCUAUUUUGACAGCUACGGCCAUACCCAGACCAUGAAAGCCUUGCCACAGUAGUUCAUAUACUUCAAGACUGGAUUGCUGCAACGUGCGGGUUUCCUCUCUUGAUAUGGAAGCUGCAGUUGUUGCAGAAUGCUGUAGCAUGAUCGCUGAUACGUGUGUGGCUUUGUCCGCACAAGCGCCCCCAUUUCAGAGCUCUGCACUGGUUGCCAAUUGGCCAAUGUCCUGCCAACUUCAAGGUGUUCAUAUUAGGACUGGCAAUGGCUGUUUUGUGCAUGACCAAAGCAACACCUUGAUGGGGUAGUGGCAUAACAGGGCAUAGGUAAAGGUAAAGGGACCCCUGACCAUUAGGUCCAGUCAUGGCCGACUCUGGGGUUGCAGUGCUCAUCUCGCUUUA